UUUUCAAAAGUUAUUGACUAUUUCAUUUUCUUAUUUACAGAGCAAAUUAUGUACAUAGAUUUAGUUGCACACCCCAUUUAAAAUCUAUUUGGAAUAUAAUGUACCUUGAACACGGACGGGUUAAAAUCACGCAGUUCAAGGUUUAGAGAAAAGACCUUCCAACUGCGGUGCACAUAUUUAAAAAACAUGAUAUAACUCAAACAGCUGUACACCGGCUAAGUCGAUCGGGGUAUAUUAAUGGUUUGUCAUCUGCACAGUUUUAAUACGAGGACCCUAUUCAUGACAAAAUUGGACAAACAAGGAUGAGAAACUCAAAACAGAAGUCUACUCCAAAACCCAGUGUGAAGUAAAGGCUGUUGAUUCAAAAGGUGUUUCACAAUCUGAUUAAGGAUGCCCAGAUCAAGGACUAUGGACCUUGGGGGAUACACUUCUAGGCGGUCAAUGCUUGAUAGAGAGAAGGCGGUAGAUGGUGCUCGCAACCCUGGUGCUAGUAAGUUUGGGCAUUCUCUUGCUGAAAUUAACUCCAAAAAGGACAAGAGUCUAGUUCGUGAACUACGCAAGAUUGAACACGAGAUUAAAAGCAUGAGUCUGCAAAUGAACCAACGAAAGAAGACCUUUGUAAAAUCUUGUCAUGUGUUGAACUAUGAUCCCAUUAUAUUAGUUGAACGACCACCGUCCCCGGAAAUGAGAAAGAAGGCUUUAGCAAUGUCGAUGGGUUUGGAUGAAGAAGAAUACAAUGAACAUUUUGAGAACGAGAAGGUUCCACACUAUAUGCAUCAGCUCAGAUCCAAACAGAAGACUCCCUCAACAUUACGUACUAUAGAUGCGUUUACAAUUAAAAACAAGAAAAAGAAGAAUAUAUGGGAGGACGCGGUUGAGCAAAAUGAUGCCCCUGUGUUCCAUAGUACAGUGAGACCUUGCUAUCAACUGACCAAACGAGAACAGAGUGACUUACAAAUGGGCUGGGCAUUACACAAACCCAGACUAACCCCUGAUAGCGAGGUUCAGAGAGAGGGACUAGAAGACUACCGGAAGUCAAAAACCCCGCCUCGUUCUAUCACACCCAAGUCACGUUCCUCCACUGCUGACCACCAAGCCAAUGCCAAAUCGAUUAAAGUAGUUGGGGAUGUUAAUUUACCAAAAGACUUUCAGGGUGAUAGUGAAGAUGAGUUCACUCCAUUUAUUACACAAAUGGCGAAAGUUCGAAACCACAAUUCGACGUCUAAAGCGUCUAAUAACCCACCAAAAGGCUAUAAACGAGACCCUCUGGUUAUUAGUAUGAAAUCUGUUCGCUUUUCAUCAAGCAUUCCCAAUACUCCCGUGCAAAAGAAACGUCCAAAGUUAGCUGCCACUAAAAUUGCAUAUUAAUUUCAUAAAUGUAUAAUUGUUAAAAUCAGAUUGUGUCGUACAAAAACUGUUUAUAUUCGAAAUAAACUUCAGAAGAACUGUUA
This is a messenger RNA of Magallana angulata, 1451 nucleotides long. RefSeq lists its product as uncharacterized. The record is from RefSeq and is a predicted model, not a curated record. Bases 391 to 1368 code for a protein of 325 amino acids. The transcript has 5 exons. Lineage: Eukaryota; Metazoa; Mollusca; Bivalvia; Ostreida; Ostreidae.